AUGGCUGUUCUGCAGCAAAAGCUGAAGUCCAUUAAAAUCCCUGACAUGUCGGGUAAGGAGAAAGUGUCGCCAAUUGGCAAAGUGCGGUACAGCUUGACAGAUAAAGACCACGGCUCCUUCGACCUGUCAGUUAGCGGCCUGACAAUUUCGGCAGGUAUCGGAGUGUCCCGCGACGAGACGGGAUGUCCCACAGUGUCGAGUGCCAGCUGCUCCACCAGCAUCGGGGGAGUGAGAAUCAAGUUCCAUGGCGGGGCAAGCUGGCUGUACAACAUGUUCUCGAAGUUCAUUGAGAAAGCCCUUCGCAAAGCGCUCAGUGACAAGGGUGAGUUCUAUAACAUCGGGCAGCACCAUGAACCCCCCUUUACUGCGCCCCCAUUCUCCCUCCCCGAGCAGGCCAGCAGCAUGCUGUACAUCGGGGUGUCUGAGUUCACUCUGAAUUCUGCUGGCUUUGUAUACUACAGCGCUGGAGUGCUCAACACCAACGUCACAGACGACAUGAUUCCGAAAUCGUCCCCUCUUAGACUGAACACCCAAACAUUUGGAGUUUUCAUCCCUCAGAUUGCGCAAUCCUAUCCUAACAUGUCAGUGAAGCUCAUUGUGCAAGCCACCCAACAGCCACAUGCCACCAUGCAGCCCAGCAACGUCACAGUGGAGGUGAUGGGAUCCAUCGCUGCCUACGUCAUCAAACCCGACUCCACCCUCGCACCCCUCUUCGUUCUCGGUAUGAAAGCCAGCACCAGUGCCAACUUGCUUAUUUCAGGGAAGAAACUGGUUGGAUCUAUUCAAUCCCUGCAGACUGUGCUUCAGCUGGCUUUGAAAUCUGCUGUGCUGCCCAAGGUUAAUGAGCUCCUGAAAGAAGGCUUCCCUCUCCCUACCAUUGACAAGAUGAACCUCGUUAAUGCUCAGAUCCAGAUUCUCAAGGACUAUGUACUGAUCGGGACAGAUGUUGCCUUCACAGGAAGUCCAGCCAGAUACUCAGACACAGCCAAGGCCAGGUAUCUCAGCUCAGUCUACUACCACUAUUACACUUGUCUUACCUGA
Molecule: messenger RNA, 1041 nt
Organism: Acipenser ruthenus (sterlet)
Lineage: Eukaryota; Metazoa; Chordata; Actinopteri; Acipenseriformes; Acipenseridae
Product: bactericidal permeability-increasing protein-like
Exons: 10
Coding region: 1-1041 (346 amino acids)
Molecular function (GO): lipid binding
Source: RefSeq, a predicted model, not a curated record